Arachis ipaensis is the source of this 1455-nucleotide messenger RNA. Its product is annotated as disease resistance protein RUN1-like. NCBI's taxonomy places the organism in Eukaryota, Viridiplantae, Streptophyta, Magnoliopsida, Fabales, Fabaceae. Gene Ontology annotation, molecular function: ADP binding. Gene Ontology annotation, biological process: defense response. The record is from RefSeq and is a predicted model, not a curated record.
AUGGGCGGUAUAGGUAAAACAACCAUAGCUCAAUUUAUAUUCAAUAAAUAUUCCUCAGAGUACGAAGGUUGUUGCUUCUUGAAAAAUGUCGGAGAAGAAUCAGAAAGACAUGGUCUGGAUUAUUUGUGUGAGCAACUUGUUUCUCAACUACUAAAGAAACAAAAUAUCCCUGUAAGAGGAUCAGCCAACCCCAUAUCUGUCUGUGAUCACAAAAGUUUGAGUGGGAAAAAGUUUUUUAUAGUACUUGAUGAUGUGGAUGCAUCAAGGAAAUUAGAGUAUCUUGGUGAACAACUCACUUUGGGAGCAGGUAGUAGAGUCAUCGUAACAACUGCAGACAAGCAGAUAUUUAAAAAAGUGCAUGGAAUAUAUGAGGUCCGGCCGUUGAACUUUUCAAGCUCCCUUCAGCUGUUCUGCUUAAAUGCCUUUGGCCAUGCUUCUCCUAAAAUUGGUUAUCAAGAACUUUCUAAAAUGGUGGUUAACUAUGCCAAAGGCAUUCCAUUAGCGUUAGAAGUUUUGGGUUCUUUUUUACGCUCAAGAAAAAGCAUACGAGUCCGGGAAAGUGCGCUGGAAAAACUCAGGGUUCAUCCCAAUAAGGUCGUUUACAAUGUCUUGAAAUUGAGUGUGGAUGAACUAGACUAUCAUGAGAAAAUUAUAUUUCUUGAUAUUGUAUUCUUUUUCAAAGGAAAAAAUAAGGAUGAAGUCUCAUGUUUUCUGGAGUCUUGUAAAUUAUUUGGAAGCAUUGGAAUAGACAGCCUCCAAGAUAAGGCUCUUAUAACUAUUUCACCGCUGAACAAAAUUGAAAUGCAUGAUCUGAUAGAACAAACGGGUUUGGAAAUUGUUUUCAAUGAAUCACCUAACGACCUCAAAAAGCGUAGCCGAUUGAGGAAUCCUGAGAAUGUCAGGAAUGUAUUGGAAGAUAGUGAGGGAGAAAAAUCAGUUGAAGGCAUUUUGUAUAACUUGUCUGAAUCUGGAGAUCUACACUUAAGUGCAAACACCUUUAAAAAUAUGCCUCACCUAAGGUUUCUUAGGUUUUAUGGUGCUUGGCAUGGAAGAAAAUCGAAUGUAUACGUUGAAACAACCCUGGAGCCGUUUUCUGCUAAACUCAGAUAUUUGGAGUGGUGUGAUUAUCCUCUGAAUUCUCUACCAUCAAGGUUUUGUGCAGAGGUUACAGUCAAAUUUCGAAACUCUGGGAUGGAAAGCAGGGAGGCUCUUGAUUCUCAAUUAGGUCUCUGCAAUCACGAAUUCCUGGAUGUAAAACAAUAAAUCUUGUGGGGUGUGAAAAACUAUGUGUCACGGCCCAAUAUGAAUCAUGACCGGUGCUCAGGAAAAUAGUCUCUUAGCAGGCCUAAACCGACUCAAAUAUAAGUUGAAUAAGAAAGUCAUAAAUAUCUUACAAGUUCUAAAAUAAAUAGUUAUAUAUUUUUAACAAAAAUAAAAUAAUUACAAAUGGUUGAA